CCUAAACCCAUUCUGGCAAAGCCCAUUUCCACCUCAGCGUAUCAAACCCCAAACACAUCCACAUCACCGGGACGCAAUCUCAUCUUCAUCCUCCUCAUCACAGCUGAAGAUGGCGGACCCGGCCGAGUGCACCAUCAAAGUCAUGUGCCGUUUUCGGCCUUUAAACAGCUCGGAGGUGAUGAGAGGGGAUAAGUACAUCCCCAAAUUUCAAGGAGAUGAUAAUGUGGUCAUCGGGGGAAGACCGUAUGUGUUUGACCGUGUGUUUCAGUCGAACACUACUCAGGAGCAGGUUUACAACGCAUGUGCUCAGAAGAUUGUUAAAGAUGUUCUUGAGGGAUAUAACGGUACAAUAUUUGCAUAUGGACAAACCUCCUCUGGAAAAACACACACUAUGGAGGGCAACUUGCAUGAUCCUGAUGGCAUGGGCAUCAUUCCACGUAUCGUCCAGGAUAUAUUUAACUACAUUUACUCCAUGGAUGAAAACCUGGAAUUCCAUAUCAAGGUCUCCUAUUUUGAGAUUUACCUGGACAAAAUCAGAGACCUGCUGGAUGUAUCGAAGACAAAUCUGUCUGUACAUGAAGACAAGAAUAGAGUUCCCUAUGUGAAGGGUUGUACGGAACGGUUUGUGUGUAGCCCUGAGGAAGUCAUGGACACCAUAGAUGAAGGCAAAUCCAACAGACAUGUGGCUGUCACAAAUAUGAACGAGCACAGCUCCAGGAGUCACAGUAUCUUCCUGAUAAACGUCAAGCAAGAGAACUCACAGACAGAGCAGAAGCUAAGUGGGAAACUCUUCCUGGUGGAUUUAGCAGGAAGUGAGAAGGUCAGUAAAACUGGAGCAGAGGGCGCUGUGUUGGAUGAAGCCAAAAACAUUAAUAAAUCUCUUUCCGCCCUGGGCAAUGUCAUCUCUGCCCUGGCUGAAGGAACGACGUAUGUUCCAUACAGAGACAGUAAGAUGACAAGGAUCUUGCAGGAUUCUCUGGGUGGAAACUGCAGAACGACUAUAGUGAUCUGCUGCUCUCCAUCCUCCUAUAACGAUGCAGAGACAAAAACCACACUCAUGUUUGGACAGCGAGCGAAGACCAUUAAGAACACCGUGUGUGUGAAUGUGGAGCUGACAGCAGAGCAGUGGAAGAAGAAAUAUGAGAAAGAGAAAGAGAAGAACAAGACUCUGAAGAACACCAUCACCUGGCUGGAGAAUGAACUCAACCGCUGGAGGAAUGGCGAAAAUGUACCCGUCGAGGAGCAGUUUGAUAAAGAGAAGGCGAAUGCAGAUGUUGUGGCUCUAGAUAAUGUGGUGAAUAAUGACAAAUUUGCAUCGUCUCCCAGCAUGCCCGGCCUCAAACUCACUGAUGCUGAGCGUGUGAAAUGUGAGGCUGAACUGGCAAAACUCUACAAACAGCUGGACGACAAGGAUGAUGAAAUUAAUCAGCAGUCUCAGCUGGCUGAGAAACUUAAGCAGCAGAUGUUGGAUCAGGAGGAGCUUCUGGCCUCAACGCGACGGGACCAUGACAACCUUCAGGCGGAGCUGACGCGUCUGCAGAUGGAGAACGAGGCAUCUAAAGAGGAGGUGAAGGAGGUGCUGCAGGCUCUGGAGGAGCUCGCUGUCAACUACGAUCAGAAGAGUCAGGAAGUGGAGGACAAGACCAAGGAGUUUGAGACCCUGAAUGAAGAGCUUAACCAGAAAUCUAGCAUUCUUGCAUCAAUUGACUCGGAGCUGCAGAAACUGAAGGAAAUGACCAACCAUCAGAAGAAGAGAGUGACUGAGAUGAUGUCAUCACUGCUCAAAGACCUGGCAGAGAUUGGCAUCGCCGUGGGCAGCAAUGACAUCAAGCAGCAUGAGGGAGGAGGUCUCAUAGAUGAGGAGUUCACUGUGGCACGUCUUUACAUUAGUAAAAUGAAGUCGGAGGUAAAGACUCUGGUGAAGCGCAGUAAGCAGCUGGAGAGCACUCAGGCCGAGAGCAGUAAGACAAUGGAUGAGAAUGAGAAAGAGCUUGCAGCCUGUCAGCUCCGUAUCUCUCAGUAUGAGGCAAAGAUCAAGUCUCUGACUGAGUAUCUACAGAACGUUGAGCAGAAGAAGAGACAGCUAGAGGAGAAUGUUGAUUCUCUCAAUGAGGAACUGGUCAAAAUCAGUGCCCAGGAGAAAGUUCAUGCUAUGGAGAAGGAAAAUGAGAUACAAUCUGCAACUGAAGUCAAGACUGCAGUUGAGCAACAGAUUCAGAACCACAGAGAAGCUCAUCAGAAACAACUGAGCAGCCUGAGAGAUGAGCUGGAGACCAAGGAGAAGCUCAUCACUGAGCUACAAGAUCUGAAUCAAAAGAUCAUGUUGGAGCAGGAGCGUUUGAAGGUGGAACAUGAGAAACUCAAAUCUACUGAUCAGGAGAAGAGCCGCAAACUGCAUGAGCUCACGGUGAUGCAGGACAGAAGAGAGCAGGCCAGACAGGAUCUCAAAGGCCUGGAGGAGACAGUGGCCAAAGAGCUACAGACUCUUCAUAACCUGAGGAAACUGUUUGUCCAGGAUCUGGCCACACGGGUCAAGAAGAGUUCUGAGAUGGACUCUGAUGACACUGGUGGGAGUGCAGCACAAAAACAGAAGAUCUCAUUCCUUGAGAACAACCUUGAGCAGCUCACUAAAGUGCACAAGCAGCUGGUGCGUGAUAAUGCUGACCUGCGCUGUGAGCUCCCUAAGCUAGAGAAGCGCCUGCGGGCGACAGCAGAGCGUGUGAAGGCUCUGGAGUCUGCACUAAAAGAGGCCAAAGAGAAUGGAGCCCGGGACCGCAAACGCUACCAGCAGGAGGUGGACCGCAUCAAAGAGGCCGUCAGGGCCAAAAACAUGGCCCGCAGAGGACACUCCGCACAGAUUGCCAAGCCAAUCAGACCAGGUCAGCCCCCUGUCGCCUCUCCCACGCACCCUAGUGUCAACCGUUCAGGGGCUGGGCUCUUCCAGAACAACCAAUUAUUGACCAUCCGUGGUGGAGGUGGAGUCAAACAGUAAAAUAAUUUCUAGCUGUUGAAUGCUGAAUUUAACCCCUGUAGCCCCAGCUGAAGCUGAUAUCAUCUCAAAAAAAACGAAACAGCAUUCCACAGCACGGGAAGUUUCAAUACUAUACAUAUGAAAAUGAAUAUAAGUAUAUAUAUAUAUGUGUAUGAACGAUGAAAUACUAUCCCCGUCUGGGCUGUACAGUUGUUCCUCCAUUCUUAUCUCUUAUAUCUUCCCUUUAAAAAUAUGAAGAAAACAAAAACAUAAAAACAGGCUUUUUGCACCAGUGGGGACACGUGUAACUAGCGAGUAUCUCUCACUCUUGCACAGUAGGUUUUGCUCACAUUAUGCUCUCCACGUCCUUCACUGUGCCAAGUUGAAUGUAUUUCACGUUUUCAGAAGGAAAAAAAAAAAAGGCAGAAAUGAAUGAAAAAUGGUUAAAAACAAAAAGAAAAAAAUAUUAGCUGCAUUAUUUUAGCCUUAUUUAUGUAUGUUCCUGUUUUGUAGAGAGUUAGCUUGUUCUCUCUUUGAGUAUUUUCUAUUGAACAUUUCACCAAUAUACACCGAUCAGCCACAACAUUAAAAUCAUCUGCCUAAUAUUGUGUAGGUCCCCCUCAUGCUGCUAAAACAGCGCCAACCCACAUCUCCGAAAAGCAUUCAGAGAUGAUAAUCUUCUCAUUACAAUUGUACAGAGCAGUUAUCUGAGUUACCGUUGACUUUGUCAGUUCAAGCCAUUCUCUGUUGACCUGUUCUAUGGAUGGAAGGUGUUUCCAUCCAUAGAACUGCCACUCACUGGAUGCUUUUUGUUUUUGGCACCAUUCCGAGUAAAUACUAGAAAAUGUUGUGCAUGAAAAACAAGCAUCCAUGUGAUUGAUCUAAUCAGCCAAUCGUGUGAAUACAUUGCAUAAAAUCAUGCAGAUAUAGGUCAGGAGCUAACGUUAAUGUUCACAUCAACCAUCAGAAUGGGGAACGUUUUUGAUCCCAGUGAUUUGGACCAUGGCAUGAUUGUUUGUGCCAGAUGGGAUGAUUUUAGUAUUUCUGUAACUGCUGAUCUCCUGGGAUUUUUAUGCACAACAGUCUGUAGAAUUUACUCCAAAUGGUGCCAAAAAUGAAAAACAUCCAGUGAGUGGCAGUUCUGUGGACAGAAAUGCCUUGUUGAUGAGAGAGGUCAACAGAGAAUGGCCAGACUGUUUCAAACUGACAAAGUAUACGGUAACUCGGAUAACCACAAAGCUAACACUGUUUUGGCUGCACGAGGGGGACCUACUCAAUGUUAGUCAGAUGGUUUUAAUGUUGUGGCUGAUCGUUGUAAGUUAAACACUACAAUUGAACUGUAUAUAGGAACCAAUUAACUUGUUUUUGUAAGAAUGAUGGACAUAAUGAAAAGAAAAUAACUAUGAUGAAAGGGUAGUCUAAAAAUAGACAGUCAAAUGCAGUUCUAUUAAAGGAGGCUACUUAAUCUGGAUACACCUAUGCUACAGGUAUAUUUAAAGCACUGUAUGAACACAACAAAUCAUUGUUACAUCAUAAAGACGUGUGUAAAUCACAGCCUGAGUCAUAGCUAAACAAAAACAUAAAAUAAAAAAAAUGCUAAUAAUAAAUACUAAUACAAUUUUACGUUCUUUUUGUAAUUUCAGUUCUCACAGGUAGACUUUGACAUAUUGCUUUUGUUCUGUAAACAUUUGGUUUUCAAAAAUCACUACAAAUCAUCAUUAAUCAUGUGUGUGGACUUUCCUCAUAGUUCUACCUAAAAAUAUAUACCCAGACAGAAUUGUAAUUAGAUUGUCUAUUUAGAAAUAUGCAGUGUUUUCAAUAAUGUAUUUAGGCCAGGGGACCUCACAUCGAAUUUGAAGGAUUAUUCUCGUUUCAAUUCAAGUUAAGCUUAAUCGACAGUGUUUGCAUAAUGUUGAAUACCACAAAAAUGUGUUUUGAAUCAUCCCUCCGUUUAAAAAAAUUAAAUAAAAAUUGUGGGGUUCAGUGAAGCACUUGCAAUGGAAGUGAAUGGGGCCAAUCUGUAAUGUUAAAUGUUAAAAUACUCAACCAUUUCAAAAGUAUGGCCACAAGACAUAAAGAACAUGUGUGUUAACAUGAUUUUAGUGUGAUAAAAUCACUGUCUUAACUUUUCUUGGUGUAGUUAUAGCCAAUUUUACUUAUUUGUGGUGAUGUAAUGUCAACAAACCCUAAAAUGACUGUAAAAAUUACAAUUUAAAUGACUUUACAGCUCAAAUAAUACAUGAGUUUUAACAGAAGAAUUCAUGUUAAAUUAAGUUUUAAGAUUCACAUUUCUGUCUUUAAACCCUCCAAACUAUCACUAGCGUUUUAAAUGUGGAAAUGGUCUCGUCCCCUACCCUUCAUAAAUGCUCUCUCAGAGCAAUAUGAAGUAAGUUUCUGAUUGGUUUAGUUUUUGACCUAAACAUUAUUUUCUGUUUUUGUGUGAGGUUUGUGCAGUGGCUAAACAGCCAUUGUAGUCACUAUAUACAUACAGUCCUGUUUUUUACCCUUUAUUUUUAGUUUAUGGUUUUGUUCAGUUUAGGGUUCAUACUUAAAAGUUUUAGAAAUGGUGAACGUAUCCGUGCACUUCAAACUGUAAGGUGCAAACAACCCACGGGAAACCACACAGCAUUUAGUUCUGGCUUAUAGAACCAAAAAAUGUAAGGCAAUCGAAUGUGGAUUAUCAUCUGCUGUGAUUUUGUUUACCUUGUGAUUGUGUUUGCUCAUGUAUACCUGCUGAUUGGCUCUCGAUUCUUACGGUUUCAAUGCUUUUCAUUCAACAUUACUGCCUUUUUUGAGUAGUGUUAGUGGGUGGGGCCUAUGUAACAGUGGGCGGGGGUUUAUUUAAACAUUUUAGGUAAAGUUUUCUUUUAGUUGUACUUGCAACUAGAUGAUAUUGUUUUAUUUAUUUCCAUUUUAUUGUAGGUUAGGAAUUUUGCUGUUCAACUGUUUGUUGUUUUUUUAAGUAAACAUUUGUUAUGUUUUUCUUACAAGUAUAUGUAGAUUCCGAUGUACUUUGUUUCCAUUUUCCUUUGAUUUGUUUAUUUUUCCAGUUGGAUCCGGAUCCUACUUGGUGUCCUGUGUAAAUGACAGUAGUACUGUAGUAGCAGGGGGAAUAUUGAAGAGUUUAAGGACCAUAUGUGUGCAAUAUAAAUCUGGCGUAAUGCAUGUUUCACAGUACUGAAGGAAAUCUUUUGUCUUGUUCACAAUUUAAUAUUUUAAAAGCACUUUAAAAUGUACCAUUUCAAUUAAAAACCGCACUUGUUGAAAACUGAAAAUUAGCAUCUCACGCAUCAAAUUCCUUCACUGAAGUUUAUAAUUAUUGUUAGCUUUGAGGAGAUCAUGUGUUUUGAAGAUUGUCAUUAUUAUAUUUGGUCUUUUUCUUUGCCACGUUUCUGCAUUUUUAACAGUUACUGGGGAAAACAUUCAGUUUAAAUGGCUCUAAUGAGAUGAUGUUAUGCUAAUGAGGUGAUCAGAUGUAUGUACUCAGAUGUAGGUUCUUCAAAAUGUGUAGACUGAAUUGCUGUGUAUAUUUCCUUCAGUUGCUUACUGUAGGCCAAUUUUCACCCCUUGACAUGAAAUGCAAAUAAAGUUGGGUAAAACAGA
Xyrauchen texanus (razorback sucker) is the source of this 6574-nucleotide messenger RNA. It is a transcript of the gene kif5bb, whose product is annotated as kinesin family member 5B, b. NCBI's taxonomy places the organism in Eukaryota, Metazoa, Chordata, Actinopteri, Cypriniformes, Catostomidae. The record is from RefSeq and is a predicted model, not a curated record. Gene Ontology annotation, biological process: microtubule-based movement. Gene Ontology annotation, molecular function: microtubule binding; microtubule motor activity; ATP binding. The coding region runs from base 110 to 2992 and encodes 960 amino acids. The transcript has 26 exons.